This is a messenger RNA of Funneliformis geosporum, 654 nucleotides long. The record is from the annotation of a GenBank genome assembly. NCBI's taxonomy places the organism in Eukaryota, Fungi, Glomeromycota, Glomeromycetes, Glomerales, Glomeraceae.
AUGAUAACUUAUGUUUCAUCAUUACCCACAACUCUUGAAUCUGGACUACCCGGAUUUUCGAACCAUUUAGAAAAACGUGAAUCGGUUAAAGGACCCCUUAUAUCAAAGAAAUCUGAUUUCACAUUUUUCUGGGUUGAAUUCGAAAAUGGUUUUAAAUCUACAAAAACAGUUGAUAUUAAAACAUGUAAUGGUAAAAAGCUUGCAACAGUGAAUAAAGGUUUUGCUGAUGCCAUGAAAAUAGAAGGGACCGGUGUCGCCAAGGACGGUCGAGUUUUUAACCUUGAUGAUUGUGAUUGUGGUUCAUCAUAUGCUUGCUUUUUCCAAUUAGACAAAACAAAAUUUCCAUUUGGCAUUUCGUCAAGUGGUGUACCAUUAGUUCCUUUUGUCACUGUAGCAGCCAAUGAUAUUAAGAAAGGAACAUUGCUCUAUAUUCCAAAACUUGAUGGAAUAGUAUUACCGAACGGUAAAACCCAUAAUGGUUGUGUUAGAGCCGAUGAUGAAGGUUUCUCAUUUGAAGAUAAACAUAUUGAUUGGUUUGUAGCAAGGGAAUCAAAUUUCAAAACUUUGAUAAAGAAAAACAAUUUCUCAACCGUUGAAGUAUUUAGUGGCACUUCAUCAAAUGGACAAAAAUGUACUAUUUUAAAUUAUUCAUAG